AUGGGUACACUUCUGAACUGUCCAUCUUUGCCAAAUUGCAACUGCCAUUUUAAUUGUCUCUUGAUCAUGACUGCCACCGACACCGCGGGGUUCAAUCCUCGCACUCAACUCGUUCCUCAUAUUGUGGACCAUUAUGCCAAGAUCAAGCCCGAUGCCAUCUACGCUGAAUAUCCCGUCUCGCUCACCACGUACGAGCACGGCUACCGACCAAUCUCCUUCAAGGCCUUUGCCAAUGCUGUCAACGGUAUUGCCUGGUGGCUCCUCGAGAGGUUGGGCCCAGGCAACGGCGAGAUCCUGGCCUACGUAGGCCCUAAUGACCUUCGAUACCCGGCGUUAGUACUGGGCGCCAUCAAAGCAGGAUAUCGGAUGUUCCUCACCUCCCCGCGCAAUAGUGUCGCCGCGCAUCGCAGUCUGCUCGAUCGACUGAAUUGUACCAAACUGGUCGCCCCGGUCCCGCGACCACCUCCCAUCACGGCCAUCUUGGAGGCACAGACGCUGGACGUCUUAGAGGUUCCCAGCAUAGAUGAUCUGCUCAACACCGAGUACCCGCAUUUCGAGUACGCAAAGACCUAUCCCGAAGCCGCUGGGGAGACUUUUGCCGUCAUUCACACAUCCGGCUCGACAGGUAUCCCCAAACCGAUCGUCUGGACGCACGAUACCGCGGUCAAACACAUGCAUAUGACUGAGCUGGGGGCUCCCGUGGGGUUUGAGAGCCUGCACCGAUACUUGUUUGGCAAAAGGAUGUUCCUCGUGCCGCCUCCUUUUCAUGCAGCCGGACUUGCGUACUCGCUAUUUAUCAGCAUCCCAGUCGGCACCACCGUCAUCUUUCCCACGUCCGCAGGUUUGCCGACCGCCGCGGCGCUGGUUGAGGCGAGAAAGCAGACGCAAAUAGAUGUCCUGCUUGGGGUUCCAUCCAUCAUUCAAGAGCUCUCACAAAGCCCCGAGCUCCUAGAAUACUGCAGCCAGCACAUGGAGCGCUUGGUGUACUGUGGAGGAGAUCUACCCCAGCCGAUUGGAAACAAAGUCGCAGCCAAGAUCCCCCUCAUGAACUUAUAUGGAGCGUCGGAAGUGGGCAUGAUCUGUCUAGUAGCCUCCACGACCAACCGCGAUCCGCUGACUGAUUGGAGGUAUCUCCAUAUCAACCCACGCAUGGGCGCCGAGCUCCGCCACGUUUCAGACAGCGAGUAUGAGCUCGUCAUUGUCCGCAACCCGGAGUAUGAAGCUCACCAAUUCUCCUUCACUAUCUUCCCUGACCGGAAAGAAUACCAUACAAACGAUCUGUUCGUCCGGCACCCCGACCCCGCCAAACCAGACCUCUGGCGUUGGAGCGCGCGCGCUGACGAUAUAAUCGUGUUCCUGAACGGUGAGAAGACGAACCCCGUGUCGAUGGAGCAAUAUAUUGUGGCGCAUAAUCCAGAGGUCACGGCAGCCUUGGUAGCUGGUGCGCGCCGCUUUCAGGCAUCUCUGCUGGUGGAGGUGGGCAACCGGGAUCUGAAUGCGACUGAACGCGCUGCCAUGAUCGAGAAGCUCUGGCCCAGUAUUGCAGAGGCGAACGUCGUGUGUCCUGCCCACGCCCGGAUCGCCAAAACUCACAUCCUUUUCACCAGGCCUGCCCAGCCCAUGCUCCGGGCAGGCAAGGGAACGAUCCAGCGAGCCGGCACGCUGGCGCUGUACACAGCGGAUCUGGACGCCCUGUAUGCGGAUGCGGACAGACUCUCCAAGGACGACAACGACCAGGCUGGACCCGGUCGGGUGGAGGAUCCAAAGAUCACCCAGGAAUACAUCCGACAAUCGAUACUCGACAUUACCGGGUGGAAGCCAGACCAGCUGGCUACGGGCACGGAAAACUUCUUUCACCUAGGACUGGACUCCCUGCAAGCGAUCACGGCGACGCGGGUUUUCCGACGCGGGCUGGACUUGGCUGACUUCAGCCCUAACUUGAUCUACCUGCACCCCUCGGUGACGGAAUUGACCGACGCAGUGCUGCGCAUUCAGCAAGAUCAGACCGCGUCGAGCGAGGCCACCAAGACCGUGCAGUUGCAACAGCGCGACCAGCUCCUGCGGGAGUUCAGUGCCCAGCUCAGCACCGAUCGCACCACGUCCUCGUCCAAUGCUUCGCGCCCAAACACCCACACCGUCAUCCUGACCGGCUCGACGGGCAAUCUGGGCACCUAUCUCCUUGAUGCCCUGCUCAAAACCCCCGGCGUGAGCCAUGUGCAUUGCCUGAACCGCAAGGCCGACGCCGCUGAUGUGCAGCGUCAGAAGAGCGCCGCCUACACGCUGCAUCCCGACCUCUCGCGCGUGAGCUUCUGGACAGCCGACCUGACUGCCCCGGACCUCGGCCUCAGCCCUGAGACCCUCACCAGACUUCAACAAACCACCACCCUGGUGAUCCACAACGCGUGGGCCGUGAACUUUAAUCUGUCCCUCGCCUCCUUCCGCCCCCAGCUUGCCAGCGUCGUCAACCUCCUCAACUUCUCGCACCACGCCACCCACCUCCCACGGCUCUUCUUCAUCUCUUCGAUCAGCUCGACCAUGGGCCACCGGACACCGGACCACCUCACGCCCGAAACCGUCAUCGAGACUGCAACCCCCGGACCCAACGGCUACGCCGACAGCAAGUACAUCGCCGAACAUCUCCUCCACCAUGCCACCCGCCAGAACCAGACCCGCACCGUGCUCGCCCGCGUCGGUCAGGUCGCCGGCGCGGUCCAUGCCCCGGGACUCUGGAACCGGACCGAGUGGUUCCCGAGCCUGGUCGUGAGCUCGCUGCACGUCGGCGCGCUGCCGGAUACCCUGGGCCCGGCGCUGGAUCGCAUUGACUGGAUGCCCAUUGACCUGCUCGCCGAGGUCCUCGUCGAUCUUGCCGUCCGCGAUGAUGAGGACUCCGCCGGAGACGCAGUGCGGGUCUACCACCCGGUCAACCUGCACCCCCGCAACUGGACCGAUCUCCGGCCCGAGGUUGCUGCGGCGCUGGCCACCACCGCGGGCAAGGCGGUGCAGACGGUGGCAUUCCGCGAGUGGGUGCUGCGCGUGCGGAAGGAUCUCGAGACGGCGGGGGCUGGGGCGCAUCUGACUGAGUCGCAGUUGCUGAAGGUGCUGGCGCGAAAUCCCGCAGCGAAGCUGUUGGAGUUCUUCGAGGGGAUCAUGGGGCAGGAGGGGCGGGAAAAUGUGCUUGAUACUCGGGAUACCGCGGCGCGGAGUGAGCGGCUGCGGGCUGUCGAGUCCAUGCAGGCGGAGUGGGUACGGAAGUGGGUGGGAGAGUGGAUUGGUUGA
This is a messenger RNA of Aspergillus luchuensis, 3276 nucleotides long. RefSeq names its product putative NRPS-like protein biosynthetic cluster. Lineage: Eukaryota; Fungi; Ascomycota; Eurotiomycetes; Eurotiales; Aspergillaceae. The coding region runs from base 1 to 3276 and encodes 1091 amino acids. The record is from RefSeq and is a predicted model, not a curated record. The transcript has 4 exons.